GGGAUGAAGCUUCUCAGCAGGGGGGUCCCUCUCAGAGCAGAGACCCAGACACCAUGGCUCAGACUCGGGUAGACAUCAGGAAGCUGCAGCAGUUCCUCAUGGGUCAGCAGGUCAACCCCAGCAAGGCCAUGUGCAAUAUCGUGCACGAGCGGGUGGUGCACCUCAUCCUGCUGCACGAGGACGUGUCGCUGCAGUAUUUCAUCCCCGCUGUGGCGUAG
Trematomus bernacchii (emerald rockcod) is the source of this 218-nucleotide messenger RNA. Its product is annotated as checkpoint protein HUS1-like. Gene Ontology annotation, biological process: nucleotide-excision repair; mitotic DNA replication checkpoint signaling; mitotic intra-S DNA damage checkpoint signaling. NCBI's taxonomy places the organism in Eukaryota, Metazoa, Chordata, Actinopteri, Perciformes, Nototheniidae. Gene Ontology annotation, cellular component: nucleolus; checkpoint clamp complex; site of double-strand break. The record is from RefSeq and is a predicted model, not a curated record.